Molecule: messenger RNA, 603 nt
Organism: Paramecium pentaurelia
Lineage: Eukaryota; Ciliophora; Oligohymenophorea; Peniculida; Parameciidae
Source: the annotation of a GenBank genome assembly
AUGAAUAUAAUCCUUGAUAGGCAGGCAAGUCUUUGUUAUUUUCCUAAUAGUUCUGAUGUUGAUCAUAUUGAUAAAGCUCAUUAAUUUGAUUAAAAAGAUUUUACAAAAGAUUUAUGCAAUUUAACUAAUUUUGGUUACUUUAUCCCAAAAACUGAUUAUACAUCCACAUUAGUAACUGAAGUAAAUAAUUAAUUUUUUGUUCUGUGAAACAAUAGUGUAAUCGAUAUUUCUAUUUAGUAUUUUGUAUAACUUAAAUCAUACAAUUAUGCUGAUUAAAAUUUUACUGAGUGCUUGAAAUCAACNGUUACAAAUGAAUCAAUAUAAAUCUUUGAAUUAUAUAUAGAGGAAAAUUCUUAUAAGACUUUGAUAGAUACUAAUAUUUCUAUUUAGGAUCAGUAAUUAUAAGUUGCUUAUAUCCUAAAAGACCACAAUUUAAUAAUCGGAGUUAGUGAUGAUUAUACAAUCUAGCUUCAUAUAUAGUCUAGUUAUGACAAAUCCCUUUACUUCUCCUCAGAGUUUAGGUUUGAAUAAUAAUUUUAAUAAUUUUUAAUUACAUUUAAUAAUUUGAUAACUUUGAUUAUAAAUCCAGAAUUUAAAUCAUGA